AUGCCACAAGUAACCCCUUCGUCCAAAGCUUCCAUCUUUCCCCGGACGGCCUUUACUGUUUCGACCGCCCCGACAGAGGUCACGGCCAAGAGUGUCGGUCACACACUGUACAGUCCAUCAGUCUCGUUCUCGGCCGAUGACGCCUCCAGGUCAAGGAUGCGGGAAAAAGCAGAGCUUUUAGGUACCGAGGUGCUGAACUCUGUCGACACUUUCCUGAGCAGCAACUUGAUCAACAAAGAGCACUAUACAAGACCGACGGAGAAGGAAAGUUGCCAGGCGAUGGAGGAUUUGGUGAGGACGUAUGCAAAGAAGGCAGAGACGGAGAAAGUGGGGACUGUGGACUGGAGCAUCAUUUCACUGGAUCUGCCAGAGAGUCGUAUCACAAGAGUGCAAGGAAGUGGCGCUACAGACGGUCCGGAAAGAGGUUAG
Cryptococcus wingfieldii CBS 7118 is the source of this 429-nucleotide messenger RNA. RefSeq lists its product as hypothetical. The record is from RefSeq and is a predicted model, not a curated record. The coding region runs from base 1 to 429 and encodes 142 amino acids. The transcript has a single exon. Lineage: Eukaryota; Fungi; Basidiomycota; Tremellomycetes; Tremellales; Cryptococcaceae.